Caenorhabditis elegans is the source of this 1134-nucleotide messenger RNA. RefSeq names its product Peptidase S1 domain-containing protein (gene F36D1.6). NCBI's taxonomy places the organism in Eukaryota, Metazoa, Nematoda, Chromadorea, Rhabditida, Rhabditidae. The coding region runs from base 64 to 927 and encodes 287 amino acids. The record is from RefSeq and is marked reviewed. The transcript has 6 exons.
AAAUCAAUAUUCAAAAGUUCCCCCCCCCCCCGACUAUUUAUUCUAUUCCAAAUUCGCUGUGUGAUGAUCAAACUUCAAUUGAUACUCAAUGCUCUUCUUUUGGUGUCAGCUAGCCAUUCUGGAAAGUUAAGUGAGGAGGAAAAUAAAGACCGUCUAAGUAGUUGUGGAAACGUUCAUCUUGAAACUCCAUCAGACUCCAAUGCAAGUGCGAAUGUAAAACCUGCGAAUGUAGCACUUAGUAAGAAUGGUCAAUGGUUCUACUUGACAGCUCGACAGUAUGAAAAUGGAAUCUGGUAUCAUAUAUCCGGAGCAAGUGCCAUAUCUAAAAGACAUGUUCUUACUACUUCCCGAGUUGUCAUGUCAAGUAAGAGAAAAUGGAGGGCUAAUAAUCAAUCGGUAGACUGUAAAGGUGACUUGAAAUACGUCGAGGUUCCAGCAGGAUUUCUGGAAAAAAACAUGUUUAGACGUUUUCAAUGUGUAAUGAACGGGACCGACUGCCAUGAUAUAGCUACUCCUGUGAAAGCUUAUAUUUUGAACUACUGCCCGAACAUGACAGAGCAUGUGGCCUAUCAUCCAAUGAUUAUCGAGUUUGAUGACACUUUCACGAACAGUACACCUUGUCUAUCAGAUGAAGUUAAUAUUGGUAAUGGGGUUUAUGUGCAUGGUUAUGAAGACAAUGGUAAUGGGAAAAAUAACGGCGUUGGAUUGAAGCAUCGACUUCUUUGGGUAAUAGACUUACAAGAGAAACUAGUCAUUACUGAAAGCUUUCAUGGGGAAUAUGAGUUUGGAAGCCCUUUAUCCAGAGUGAUUGGCAGAAAAUGGACAAUUGUUGGGCUGGGUACAACUUAUAUGGAUUUCACUUCUAAUGUGUUCUUCCGCAGGUCUGAAGGCUUGCAGCGUCGUAGAAUUAGAAACUCUUCAAAUUAGAGAUCCUAUGAGGUCGAGCGCCGCGCCGGCCUCACGGCGAAACCCCGGACGUGUCGCUUCCAAAUAACUACCUUUUCGCAAAAAAAGGAGCAAAAAAUCACAAGAAAGGAGCCGGGGGCAAGAAGAAGGAGGCAGCUGCUGCUGGACAUGCCUAACAUUUCUGAUAAUUUUCAAAUUUUUCGCAAUAAAUAUUUUUGGUUUGUAAAA